Molecule: messenger RNA, 4453 nt
Organism: Artibeus jamaicensis (Jamaican fruit-eating bat)
Lineage: Eukaryota; Metazoa; Chordata; Mammalia; Chiroptera; Phyllostomidae
Gene: NUP50
Product: nucleoporin 50
Exons: 8
Coding region: 311-1714 (467 amino acids)
Biological process (GO): protein import into nucleus
Cellular component (GO): nuclear pore
Source: RefSeq, a predicted model, not a curated record
UAGAUUCGAGUUACAAAAUGGCGGCCUGGACCGUGUUCUGUGCUGUUCCCCCGGCAGUUUCCGGUUGAACGGGUGGCUGUCCCCGUCCCUGCAGAACCCGGAGAGACGAGGCUCUCAGGGGAUAUGGUGUGUGAGACUCGGGACUUGCUGAUUACCGAGUCCUUCGAGAAUCUCUGUGCACCGGGAGCGGCCAGGUGCUCUCACCCGGCGACGAGCAGCCUCUGCACACCGGAGCACCGCCGCGCAUUCGAGCUUCGCCGCGCCAACAGUCCAUCGAGUGCCGCGGCAGCCGCCCGGGAGGGUUGCAAAAAUGGCCAAAAGGAUUGCCGAGAAGGAAUUGACAGACAGGAACUGGGAUCAAGAAGAUGAAGCAGAAGAGGUGGGGACGUUCUCGGUGGCCAGUGAGGAAGUCUUGAAGAACAGAGCCAUAAAGAAAGCGAAGCGGAGGAACGUGGGGUGCGAAUCCGAAAGUGGGGGGGCCUUUAAAGGCUUCAAGGGUUUGGUUGCACCUUCCGGAGGAGGAGGGUUUUCUGGAUUUGGUGUUUGUGCUGGAUCGAAGCCUUUGGAAGGACUGUCCAAUGGGAACAGCGUGACCGGCGCCUCUCCCUUCUCCAGUGCCCGGGCCACCCCCGAGACCAAGGCGGCCUUCGGAUCUGUUGCUGCAAAUGGCCCCACCUCCUUGGUGGAUAAUAAGAUGUCAGAUCCCAAAACCAACGGUGACAGUCAGCAGCCCACUCCUGCCCCGGCCCCUGCGCACCGAGGGAGCGCCUAUCACAAGCAGCUGGCGGCCUUGAACUGCUGCGUGCGGGACUGGAUAGCAAAGCACGUGGACGCCAACCCGCUGUGCGACCUGACGCCCGUCUUCAAAGACUACGAGAAGUACCUGGCGGGCAUUGAGCAGCAGCUCGGCCACAGUGGCAGCAGUGACCCCGUAAGGGAACCCAGCACAGUGUCACUUGACACCCAGUCUCCCGCCCUGUUUGGUUCAACCAAGUUACAGCAAGAGUCCCCGUAUGUGUUCCCUGGUGACAGACGGGAGGAGGGCGCCCCUGAAAAGAAGAUGGAGGCUGUGCCUGAAAAUAGAGGGGACCCGCCACCCGCCGCAGCAAGUGCCUCCUUUAGUUCCGGCAAGAAGGUCGAUGGUUCCGUUUUUCGCUUGUUAAACUCUGGCCCCCUGGCUGGGUUUUCCCUUCCUUCUGGAAACUCCAGUUUAUUUGGCAAAGAUACUACCCAGAAUAAGCCAGUUUCUUCACCGUUUUCCAUUCAGACGGUGGAGAGGCCAGUGGACGGCGGCAGUGCUGACUGCAGAGGUGGGGACGAAGAAGAGAGUGAUGAGCCGCCCAAAGUGGAGGUUGCAGAAGUCAAAGAGGAAGACGCUUUUUACUCCAAAAAGUGUAAACUAUUUUACAAGAAAGACAAUGAAUUUAAAGAGAAAGGUGUAGGCACUCUGCAUUUAAAACCUACGGCGAAUCAGAAGACACAGCUUCUAGUGCGAGCAGACACCAACCUAGGUAACAUACUGCUGAACGUCCUGGUCCCUCCCAGCAUGCCGUGCACCCGGACGGGGAAGAACAACGUGCUGAUUGUCUGUGUCCCCAACCCCCCCGUGGACGAGAAGAAUGCCACCAGCCCGGUGACCAUGCUGAUUCGGGUCAAAACGAGCGAGGACGCAGACGAGCUGCACAGGAUCCUGUUGGAGAAGAGGGGCGCCUGAGCACCCGCGGCCGGGCUGCAGGGCGCGGCUCCUGCACAGCCUCAGCGUAGUUAGCUUUUCUUCUUUCGUUGACGUUCUCAGAACUUUUAGAUAACCUAAAACUUUUGUGAGGAAAAUCAAUAUGGCCAAUAAACCUUUAACGUUUAGUGUCAAGAGACUGUACUCUGCCUUCCUGAGAGCUGAUGUAUAAAAUACAUUAGAAAGAAAUUUCGGGAAAGAUUUUUCUGUUCAUUUACUAAACCAACCACAAGUGAAUUCCUACGGACUGAAUCAGGGUAUCGAUUGGAUUUCCAAAGGCUUUUCUGACCUGAGGUGCGGGCGAGGCCUCCGACAGCGGAGUGCCCCGAGGAGCCUGGCCCGGAGCCGCCUUCCCUCGGGCUGGGCCCGUCCCUGAGGACAGCGCUCUCCCACGUGAGCCGCGCCGCUGCGCCGGGACCACCAGCCUCACCGCUUCUGUGUUCCUUCCAAGCUGCAUCUGCAUGGUGGGGAUCGGAUCGCCCCUUCUGCGUGGGGCCUGCAGCAGCCACGGGCUUCCACCCUGGAGAGGCUGUUGCCUGUGAUUCGGGACCUGCGGCUUCGUUUCAGAAGAAAACGAGUAGCUUGUUCUUUGGUUUUGUAGUUGUAUUCACGAGGUGCUGUUAUUUGUGUCCCCCCCGGUGACAGGGCAGAGGGGGUGGCCAGGAGUGAGGUUUGAAAGCACAAAUGUGGUGGCUCUGUAAACCGUGGGCAGUGAGCCCUGGGAGACCAGGUGAAGUCAGAGGUAGAGCGUAGACAGAAGGAAGUGAGGAUGUUUAGUUAUUUGUACCAGGGUCGCCCCUGUGGAUCUCAGAACUGCUUACUACUAAGUCCCAGGCACUUUCCCUGUACACGAGCCAUGUGACUCCCCCAGGAAGCACGCCGUGUGGCCGUGCAGGAGAGCGGGGGUGCCGAACGCUGCCUCUCACUCCCACGCCGGGCCGCUCGGCAUCCGACCUGAGAUUCCCGUCAGGAUGUCCCCUGGGAGGGGCCGGGCGCCUGAGCACCGGGUCUUUUCUCCAGGGUCAGGCCCCCGACAGUAGCGUUCUUGGAGGGCCGGGCACGUGUGUAGCUGUGAACCUCAGCGUUGAGAGGUCCGUUUUCAUGAACCUCUGGUGCCGGCAGCAGGGGGUCUUGUUUAGUCAGGUCAGAGUCAGUGCCUGAGGCUCCUACUUGUAAUAAUAAACACAGGGUCGAUGCUGUUAUGGUGGCCCUGGCCCAGCCCCGUGCACCUGGGUUGACCCGCUUACCCAGCUGUUAGAAGGAUGAGGAAAUGGGGGUGGAUUCGGGUGUGUUCCUGCCUGGCCACUGGUGCCCGUCCCAGCGGGAACGGCAGACCUUGGCGGGGGCGGGCGGCCCCAGGCCCCUGCAGUGCUUAACCACUGGAUCUGGGAGCCUUUGCCUGUGGGCGGGUUUGCAACUGGAGGGGCUCAGACACCCCUGUACAUGUAGUUUCUACCUUUUUAAGGUAGUGGAUGUGUGUGGCUUUCCUUCCUAACAUUCCCAGCAAACUCGCUGCUAAGACUCACUGUUACAGUGAAAUUACAGGGAAAAAUGUGAUGUGUAUACCACAACUCAAAAAUGUGAUGUUUUCCUAAAAUGUUUGCGCUUAGGAAUUGGUUGGUACCCACUUGAACUGUGUGCUAGUGUGCAAGGGCCUCCGGAUGUGUGGGUUUUACCGCCAACCCCACGUCCUGUGUGGUACCGGGGAGGGCCCUUUGCCCCGGAGGGCGGGCCAACGUGUUCUUCCCCAGCGAACUGUUGAUCCGUAACGAAGUGUUAAGUCUGAAAGGACUCGGUGUGGGCCACAAUUCUCAUCUUUGGUUGAAAGAUCUAUAAAGUGGGCCACAUACAGGGCCCGAAGUGAUGUGUAUCUCCCUUCUGUCCAGAAUCAGGCACGUGGCACCUGGAUGGGCGCCGAGCAUCCCAGUGGCCUUUUCUCGAAGUGGCGUGUGUCCGUCUCGCCCUUCCGAGCAUUCCCAGUGGGCACGACGUGGGCUGCGUGCCAUCAUUAGCGAGUUCCUGGCGGAAAGCGUGCGCUGAGGUUCUGAAGGUGUUCGUGUUGCAUCUUCCACGGAGGGGCAAGUCUGACCGCCGCGGGUCUGGUUUCCUUUAACGAUGAUUGUUUUACCAUUUCAGUUUCCAAGUCACUUUUCAUGCAGCCAGAAACUUCCACCCGAUGCUCCGUCUUCCUGUCAGUUCUGACAGCGGCUCACGGAGAAGGCCUGUGCGGUUUUGUCUUGAAGGUCGAGAGUCAUUUGUUUUGGAGCAUUUGUCAAUCAUUCCAGAACAGUCCAGAUGCGAGCCCUGUGCCCUGGAAGGCUUUGGAGACUAAGGGUCUCCAAACACCAGUGUCCAUUCUCAUUUCAAAAGUGAGACUUUAGAGUCGAAACGGAUUGUCCCGUGGUAGCAGCAGGUGAAGGGAGGAGCCUGCUGAGCCGGCCUUCCAGGCCGUGAGCCCAUGGCCUCGGGUGAUCUCACAGGAAGGACUGAGGACUCUCCUUUUGUGGACACAAUUGUAACAGAAAUGGAACACUUCCUAGCAAUCAGAUGGAGAAAUUGUUUGCUUUCUAUUUUAAAUGGGAAAUUGCUUUUUAAAUACUUGAAUUGUCAAGACAAUGUAAUUUCAGUUGUAUUGGUUUUCACAUGAGCCCAUUGAGGAAGUGUAAUGGCCCAUGAAAUGUGAAUAAACGACCAGGAAACAAAAGCUGUGUGUUUGCCACC